GGGUAGCACUGGCAAGAAAAGGAUUUGCCCUUACAGGAGAAAACUUGUUGAAGAGUUACUUAAUAAAGUCCCUGAAAGCAUGACCUUGCAUGCUGCAUGCUGUAUAAUCACACUUGUCUAUACAAAGAUGUUGACUGAUUUGCCAAGAUGGAAAGGUCAGAACGAUUAAAGUAUAGUCUGUCAAAUUUUAAAGGUCAGAUGAACAAAAGCGUAAAAAGUAGGGCUUAAUGCCCCUUUCUCAGCCCCCUUUUCACCUUCUGUCACCGCCCUCAUCUGUGGUAUAUAAAUAUAUGAAUUUUACCUCUCACACAUCACCUCUCUGAAUUUGCUGCACUCUCACUGGUCGAAGACAUUCAAGCCUGAUCAUGAGCAGAAACUUCUUGUCCAAAAAUGACGAGCUCCGCAGGGGAGACUACCUGGUGUCCAACAACAAGCAGUACAAAGCUAUAUUUCAGGGUGAUGGCAACUUUGUCAUCUAUGGCUGGAAGCCUUUGUGGACUUCAGACACUGAUGGAUCAGACGCUGUCCGUCUGUGCAUGCAGGCUGACUGCAACCUGGUCAUGUACAGCAAGUGUGACACGCCUAGGUGGCACACAAACUCUGCCAAGUCUGCCACAUGCAACAUGUGCCGUCUUCAACUGACUGAUGACGGCAAACUGGUGGUGAACAGAGAGUGCGAAGAAAUCUGGAGCUCUGAAAAGUCCAAAGGCAUGAAGUGAUGCUUGUGUGCGACCGUCCUUUGGCAUAAACCUUCAGCGAUGCUAUUAAAUCAACAUAUACCAGUGCAUAAACAAGCCUUUCCUUUUUCUUUCUGUUUAGCUCUGCAAGGUUCUGAAUCUUAGCCCUCAAUCUGCAUUUUUUCUCUUUACAGCUUCCCUCUGUAAAACACAAAGGAUUGUAACCAAAUGGCAAAAAAUAAAAAUAAAAUGAAAGGUAUCUGACCAA
Molecule: messenger RNA, 945 nt
Organism: Oreochromis aureus
Lineage: Eukaryota; Metazoa; Chordata; Actinopteri; Cichliformes; Cichlidae
Product: lectin-like
Exons: 3
Coding region: 366-719 (117 amino acids)
Source: RefSeq, a predicted model, not a curated record